AUGUGAACAUGGUGCAUCCGAGUGCAUACAGAUUAUGUGUAUAAAUAACGAGGCGGCUGCCCGUCUUGCACGAAUCGAAUUCUAAUACCAUCAUCCCCACCAAAUCCAAUAGUCCGGUUGACAUCCCAAACGGUGAAGAUCUACAAGCAACGAUCAUCAUAUCUUGACGCCAUCCCAUUUCGUUCCCCUCUCCAAUCUACCAGCCCUCACAGCCCUCUUCUCCUCUGAGUCUGCUCUCUCCGCAAACCACAAACACCAAGCAUCAGCAACCACCCAAAACCACAACCGUCAAGAUGUACUUCAGCACCCCCUUCGCCCUUCUCUCCCUCCUCGGCCUGGCAUCUGCCUCUCCCGUCCCGAGCCCGAGCCCUGCCGAAGGCAGCACGUCACCGGCCGGCUGCUCAGACACGUCGUUCGGGGCGUUCGCCUGGACGGCCAAGAACUUCGACUUCCACGCCUCAUACAUCUUCACGACACCAUCCCACCAAAACUCAUGGGGCUAUGUGUCGUUCGACUUGCUCAACCCCGCCGACCAGAGCACCACCCACUGCGAGGGCGCCAGCAACCAGCUCAGCGACUUCUUCUACGGCACCGUCGCCUACAAGUGCAACGACACCGCGAGGAUCGGCGAGACCAGCUUUGACUUUGCGCGGCCGACCAACCAGCUGCGGGUCAACCAGACCUGGACCUGCGACGACAAGGACCCGAAGUGGCCUACCACCUUCACUGGCCGCGGCCAAGUCGACCUGACGCUCGAGUGCGAGGAUGAGAAGUGGGAGAACAAGGAGUGGGAGAUGGGCCAGAUCUACAGCAGUCGGACCAUCACGUGUGCUCCCGUCGAGAGCACCUUCAAGCCCACGGAGUUGACCGCUGUGGCGUAGAAGGCUGACGGACGGGUUUUCUUUUUUACGAGUACAUGA
Molecule: messenger RNA, 920 nt
Organism: Chaetomium fimeti
Lineage: Eukaryota; Fungi; Ascomycota; Sordariomycetes; Sordariales; Chaetomiaceae
Exons: 2
Coding region: 294-881 (195 amino acids)
Source: RefSeq, a predicted model, not a curated record